ACUAUGCGCGAACCUUACGCACACCGCCGCGCACACGUUCACCGCCACGCUCUGACCGCGGGAGAAAGUGCACUGGAAAUACGGGAUUUUGAUGCAGUGGAUACGGGUAACCUCGGCUUUUUGCUCCAUAUGAGGAAGAAAAUCGUGAGUGCUCCUUAUCUCCUCCUGAGUUUGUUCACAAGUUUGAAUUUGUGCUCCGGUAAAUUUGGCCAACCCAUCACAGACGAUGUGAGGACACUGGCUUUACUGAAGCAGAAUAUCCCCUCUGAUUAUGAGAUUCCUGUUCAAUAUAUUCCCAAAGAACUGGCUGGCAGGUGCUGGGUGGUGUUAAACAUCUAUCCUCUGGAGCAGAGUCUCAGAAGGCUUUCUGACAUGUUUGGAGCCAUUUCAUCCAAUAAAGACAACAUUGUGGUUUUCAUCGCCAUGCUCAAAAGUUUACGCUUCACAUUUGACCAUGAGGAGCUGGAAACAGCAAUGCAGCUCUUCCAGUGCCACUAUCAAGAGGGCUCCUUCUUGUCCGGUCUUUACUUCGAUUACAUCAACGACGUUUUAAACACAGCUUCAGAGGAGACGUCCAGCCUCUCCUGCAAACCUCCUCCGUGUCUCAACUCUCACACUUCUCCAGGGAGCCAUGAAGGGGGACAUCCAAAAAGCAGAAUAGUGUUGCUCUUUCUGCUCAUCCCCAUCACAGCUUGUGUUGUACUUGUGGUGUGGCUGGUCAAGUCCAAGAGGCCGUCUGCAGCCUGCAACUCUGAAAAUAACCCAGCGCCACCUUCUGACACCAUCUCGAGUGUGUCUAUCUCCGUCCCACUCCAAACAAUCGCCCACCACAGAGCAGCAGAGGAGACCGCCCCGGAGCACCAGAGUGGAUGAAACGCAAUUAAUGCACGUAAAUAGACGGAAACAGCAGCCUGAGGACUAUAUAAAUGUAUGCAGGCUUAUCCACAGAGGCUUCACCACUGCGGUCGCAACUCUUUCUCCACUUCCACACACUCAAGAGCAGGAGCCGGUUAGUGCACUUAUAAGACCAGGGGAACAUGCAG
Molecule: messenger RNA, 1043 nt
Organism: Boleophthalmus pectinirostris (great blue-spotted mudskipper)
Lineage: Eukaryota; Metazoa; Chordata; Actinopteri; Gobiiformes; Gobiidae
Exons: 7
Coding region: 4-873 (289 amino acids)
Biological process (GO): cell adhesion; positive regulation of cell population proliferation
Cellular component (GO): plasma membrane
Molecular function (GO): stem cell factor receptor binding; cytokine activity
Source: RefSeq, a predicted model, not a curated record